Dendronephthya gigantea is the source of this 663-nucleotide messenger RNA. Its product is annotated as octapeptide-repeat protein T2-like. Lineage: Eukaryota; Metazoa; Cnidaria; Anthozoa; Malacalcyonacea; Nephtheidae. The coding region runs from base 1 to 663 and encodes 220 amino acids. The transcript has a single exon. The record is from RefSeq and is a predicted model, not a curated record.
AUGCAAGGGCUUGAACAAGGGGGAGGAGAGGAAGGGAGAGAGGAGAGGAAGGGAGAGAGAGGAAGGGAGAGAGAGGAGAGAGGCAGGGAGAGAGGAGAGAGAGAGAGGGGAGAGGAAGGGAGAGAGAGGAGAGGAAGGGAGAGAGAGAGGAAAGAGGAAAGGAAGGGAGGCAGGGAGAGAGGCAGGGAGAGAGGAGAGGAAGGGAGAGAGAGGAAGGGAGAGAGAGGAGAGAGAGAGGAGAGAGAGAGGAGAGAGAGAGGAGAGAGAGAGGAGAGAGAGAGGAAGGGAGAGAGGAGAGAGGAAGGGAGAGAGAGGGGAGGAAGGGAGAGAGAGGAGAGGAGGGAGAGGAGAGAGGAGGGAGAGAGAGCAGAGAUGGGAGGAGAGGAGAGGAAGGGAGAGGAGAGAAGGAAGGGAGAGGAGAGGAGGGAGAGGAGAGGAAGGGAGAGGAGAGGAGGGAGAGGAGAGGGAGGAGAGGGAGAGGUGGAGAGGAGAGGAGAGGAAGGGAGAGGAGAGGAGAGGAAGGGAGAGGAGAGGAAGGGAGAGGAAAAAAGGGAGAGGAGAGGAAGGGAGAGAGAGAGAGAGCGAGAGAGGAAGGAAGGGAGGGAGAAAGAGGAGGGAGAGGAGAGGGAGAGAAGGGAGAGAGGAGAGGGAGAGGAAGAAUGA